UCCCGGUGAGAGCUUCAGACACAGUUGUCAUUCUUUUCGCCUUGUCAGAAAAGUCUACAAACCGAUUACCAUACCUCCUUUGAAGCAUCGAACAACCAAAGAACCCGGACGAGCAGUCAACAUGACGGACACCGCCAUCACGCGUCUGCAAAACACCCUGAAGUGCGAUCUCGCCCGGAAGAAUUGCAUCGGACGCGAGUGCAUUCUCAAGCGCUUCUCCCAGUGGCUUUGGUCGGCCUGGAGGAUCAACAGAGCCGAUCCCCAUGAUGGUGGCAUUGGGGAGUCCACCGAUCGUCCCAAAACUACCACCUACACGUACGCGACCAGAAAGACUCCGAUCUAUACACUACCUGCUCCUGAAGAGUCAACAGAGAGUCUCUCUCCUCCAGAUCAGCCCUGCAAGGCAUGCAAAGCCUGGGGCGUGCCGUGCGAUCAACAGCGACCCCGCUGUUCUCAUUGUUUAGAUCAACAGAUUCUUUGUUUCUAUGUGCCUCCCGUUCGGAAAUCGACCAGAAAGUCUACCAAAUCGACCAAGCAGAUCCAACCCAAGAAGUCAACCCCGCAGGUGCAGGAAACUUAAAUCCAACACAAAUCAAGGUCUCCGCCCGUGACAGGAAUUCUGGGACCCGUGGGGAACACGACCUGGCAUCCCCGGUGCUUCUCCCGAGCUCGACUUAUCCCGCGUUUCUAAGUGUGUUGAUGCGCUGUAUGAGAUCCAUUGCACGAUCGCAUUAUAGCAGGAGACUGGCAACGUGGAAAGCUUCUGAGCAACCUGACUACUUCGCAUUCGAGCUCGACCAUGUUGCCACGCACGAGA
This is a messenger RNA of Aspergillus homomorphus CBS 101889, 817 nucleotides long. RefSeq lists its product as uncharacterized. Lineage: Eukaryota; Fungi; Ascomycota; Eurotiomycetes; Eurotiales; Aspergillaceae. The transcript has a single exon. Gene Ontology annotation, molecular function: DNA-binding transcription factor activity, RNA polymerase II-specific; zinc ion binding. Gene Ontology annotation, biological process: regulation of DNA-templated transcription. Bases 122 to 580 code for a protein of 152 amino acids. The record is from RefSeq and is a predicted model, not a curated record.